GCACAUAGUGUGAAAGCUGGCAGUCAUGGAGUCAGGAGCAUUCUUUCUGUUGAUGAUUUGCUGGUUUAUGAAUGUCGGCAAUCUACAUCCACUCUUCCGUCCCAGUAAUGGACUUCGUGAGUGUCGCAAAAUCUCAACUUUAACAGCACUGGAGGUGCUACCAGGUGGAGGCUGGGAUAACCUGCGUAACUUAGACAUGGGACGGGUGAUGAACCUGAGCUAUGCCCAGUGCCAGACCACAGAGGAUGGUGUUUAUCUAAUUCCAGAUGAAGUCUUUGUCAUUCCACAGAAAGUGAGUGGAAUAGAAACAAACUCUGAGAUCAUCACAUCAUGGCUGGAACAGAAAAGCUCCACUUCAAGCUCCAUUAACGCUGAUGCUUCCUUCUUUUCGAUGGUCAAUGCAAAAUUCUCUACAGAAAACCAACGUAUGAAAACCCACCAAGUGAAAGAUAAUUCUGUAACAGCACGAGUUCAAGUACGUAACCAUCUCUACACAGUAAAAGCGUUUCCUGAUUUCAUUUUGGACUCGCGCUUUGCUCGCCAGGCAGAGGAAAUCGCAGAUGCUAUUGAGAACAAUCAAACUCGUCAAGCAACUUAUCUGUCAGAGAAAAUCAUACUUGAUUAUGGUACUCAUGUCAUCACAAGUGUUGAUGCUGGUGCCACUUUGGUGCAGGAGGACUAUUUAAAAAUGUCUUUUGUCUCUAACAGUCACUCAGACAUGUCUUCUGUGUCUGCCUCAGCAGGUUUCAACUUUUUUGACAAAGUUAAAUUUGAUAUUGGUGCUAAAACAUCCAAAGUGACAUCUGAAACCAGCAGUUAUCAGGGUAACAUCACAUAUUCUAUAGUUCAGAGCCACGGAGGGGCUUUAUUCUACCCAGGCAUCACACUGCAGAAGUGGCAAGAGAGCACGCUUAAUAAUCUGGUUGCCAUUGACCGCUCUGGGCUGCCUCUAGACCAUUUUAUAAAUCCAUCAACAUUUCCAGACCUCCCAGUACCAACAGUUCAUAAAAUGGCUUUAUCAGUCCGUCAGGCAGCAGAGCGCUACUACAAGGUAAAUAUCAUUCCUGGGUGUGUAAAUCCGGAUUCCAAAAAUUUCAACUUUCAGGCAAAUGUGGAUGAUGCAUCCUGCGAGGGUCCGGUCACCAAUCUUAGCUUUGGUGGCAUUUACCAAAAAUGUGAUCCAUUAACAUCAGAUGGAAAUGCCAUGUGUGAUGAGCUAGCACAGCAAAAUCCAGCCACUGGGAAUUAUUCAUGCCGUCAUCCUUACUUUGCAACUCUGUUACGCUCUGAGACAGUAGAAAGAGGUUACAAUCAUUAUGAGUGCCAAAGUCACUGUCAUCGUUGUGGUUUCCUAUGGCUGUCUACUUGUUGUGACCAAACAUGUGGUGAUGUUUACCGUGUCCGUCGUGCAAAAAUUGACACUUUCUGGUGUUCCACAACUGAGAAAUCUCCUGAGUAUUCUGGAUAUCUUUUUGGAGGUUUAUUUGGAUCAUCUUUGCAAAACCCAUUGACCAAAUCGAAUGGCUGUCCUCCAAAUUUCUUUGCUCAACAUAUUUUGUCUAAUGGCAUGAUGGUUUGUCUGAGCAAUGAUUAUGAGACAGGAACAAGAUUCUCUGUGCCUUUUGGAGGUUUCUUUAGCUGCCAAUCUGGUAACCCGCUUGCAAAGGGUGAAUCUCGCUGUCCACCUCAGUUCAGCCAACAUCUUGCUGCCAUUAGUGAUGGCUGUCAGAUAUUGUACUGUGUCCAGUCAGGUGUGUUCACUAGUGGACAGUUAACACCUGUUCGCCUCCCACCAUUCACAAAACCACCAUUGGUCAGCAUGAUUGCGACAAACACUGUAGCUGUAAUGACUGAAGACGAUCGCUCAUGGGUGAGAGUUGGAGAAACUAAGAUGUGGCGUCUUGCAAAGCCUGGAGAGAUUAGGCAAAUGGCAUUAACGUUUGACAGAUCAUCUCCUCAGAUGUCCGGAGGAGAGAAGGCUGGUGUAACUGUUGGUGUAAUGGUUUUGAUUGCUCUUGUGGUGGCAGGAACUGUGUUGGUAGUGAAAAGAAGAAGGAGAUUUUCUGGCAUCAGGGUAAACAGGGGCUAUGAAGAGCUUCAGGGUGAGGGCCAAAGUGUUGUAGAGAUUCAGAAAGGACAGAACGAGAAUGCAAAUGAAAACCUUACUCAAACUCUGUUAGGAUAAUAUUCUCUUUACUGUUCAGGGAUUUACAGUUAAAAUGGAUUAUAACAGUACAAUGAAUAUGAUUAAUAGUAGUAGCAAUAAAAGUUACAAUAGUAGUGAACUUUUCCAGUAAAUAUUCUCUAAAGAAAACAAUCACAUUUGUUUUACAACAAUCAAAGCAUCUGAAGAAUUUUGUUGCAAUGAAAACAAAUAAGUUAUUUGCAAUGUAAGAAAUUGGGGGGGGGGGGGGGGUUUAGUGUUACUUAUGAGUGUUUUAUGUUAGAUAUCAUAGCAAAAUCUAGGUUGAGAUUGUCCAGUAUGCAUUGGUUUCUGUUGUUUAGUGUGAAUGAUUCAAGAAAGUGUUUAAUUUUUAUACAGAGAUUUUUUUGUCGAAAGCUGUAAACUCUGUGCCAUCUUUGACUAAUCUCUGAGGUCUCCAAACUUCUUGAACUUUGGUUCCAGGAAAAGCUAAACUUCUUUGCAUGUGUUCUUCGCACGUGCUCUCAUUUGAGCAUGCAAAAUUGCUUCAGUUACGGCAACGAAUAUGAGCAACAUAGGGUGUCAUCAUCCAGGGGUUGUUUUUAAAACAGAACUAAUUAUUAAAAACACAUAAUAAUCAGUUAAAUAUUUUAAAAUAUACUUGUACCUACCUAACUAGUCUUUUUAAAUGUAAGUUUCACAAUACUAACGAUACUAUUCCACUAUGCUAAAGAGGAAGUGAAAAUGUCUUUGCAUGUGCUUAAAUUUUCUCUCUCCCAAAUUCACAUAUGUAUGAUAGGAACAAAGUGAAAGGAACACAAAGUGUAUUGUGACUGUACCUUAAGCCCAGUCCAGGACAACAUUGAGAACAACUAUCUGAAAGAUGGUCUGCUUCUGCCUCUAUUUAAAAAUAAAUACGUAAAUAAAUGUAUUUUUUUUAAAUCACAGUUUUAACUUGAUCAUUAAAGCUGCACUACUUAAGAUUUUUUGCUAAAUAAUUAACAAAAAUCCUGCCAUUGACUUCCCAAUUUGCUACGGUUAACUUACUUUAUUUGGUCUGUCGGGUCAGAUUUGACACAAAAUUGCAGACAUGUCAUUCGUCCUUGUAAGUUUAUGUGAUGUUCUGGCGAAGUUGUUUUCUUGCUGUAAUGUUUGGAUAUGUUUUCUGGUAGGGUUGUUGAAGCUUAAUGUUGCCAUGCUUGAAUGAAUCGAUCAUUACUCAAGGAAUAUUGUGUUUAAUGAUUGCGCUGUGUUAGCCAAUGUUUUCUGGUCGAGUUGCUGUAAAAUGUUUACUAAUAUUCAGGACUUCUAAUUUUUUCCUACCCCAGUCACAAAAAUGGACAAGUUGUUUUCACUUUUCAUUGACCUAUUCGCAGAUAGUCUGUUUAAAAUCCAUUAUACAUAAGUACAAUGUGCUGCAAGGUAUUUGCCCAUAAAAUGCAUAUUCAUCUCAAGUUGUUUCUAAUUUGUUUCUAUUUUAUGUUUAUAGCAUUAUAAAAUAUAUAUAGUAAUAUAUUUAUAUUUUGUUUAGAUAGUAUGUCACUAUCACUUUAUUACAAUUUUACUGCCAAAGAA
Xyrauchen texanus (razorback sucker) is the source of this 3718-nucleotide messenger RNA. RefSeq names its product macrophage-expressed gene 1 protein-like. The record is from RefSeq and is a predicted model, not a curated record. Lineage: Eukaryota; Metazoa; Chordata; Actinopteri; Cypriniformes; Catostomidae. The transcript has 2 exons. The coding region runs from base 26 to 2185 and encodes 719 amino acids. Gene Ontology annotation, biological process: defense response to bacterium.